UCCUGCUCGCCUUAGGUCUCGUCAUCACUUCCGGAUUAAUUUCCACAACAUGGGGAGUGCGCGGCUGUUCUCUGUCACGGCGUGGCUCGUGCCGCUAGCAGCGGGUCUCCUCCUGGUCUCCAUGGCGACCGGGCUGGAGGUGACCACCCACCCUGUCGGCUCCUUCCCCGCUCCGGGCACCAACUCCACCAACUCCUCCGCCGUGCCGCCGCCCCACCGCGGGCCGCCACCGCCGCGCGGGUUGAACGUGGACAAUAUGGUGGUGCAGCGCGCGCUGUACGUCCUGAUCGGCUUCACCAUGCUGGGGGUCUUCUACCUGCUUGUGCGCGCGGUGCGGACAAAGCGUCCGCUCCAGAAGAAGUACGGUCUGCUGCAGAACGCGGAGGACGGCGUGGAGCUCGACGCCCUGGAGAGUGACGAGGACGACACGUUGUACGAGGCCCGCAGCCUCCGGAGGUGAGGAGGAGGAGGAGGAGCAGGAGGAGGAGGAGGAGGAGGAGGAGGAGCAGGAGGAGGAGGAGGAGGAGGAGCACCGAUGUGUAAAGCCAAAGCUGCCGGCCUUCUGCUGGAGAAGUCUUUAUUUUUUUAGCCCCGCUGUAAUUAGGACGAUCUUCUGGAGUUUCCAUGACCACAGAAGAGAUGAGGAGCCAUGCACAGAUGGGGUUUCAGACGGAACAUUCCUUAACUUCAGACGUCAAAGUGGAACGCUUCUUCAGGUCUCCAUCCUAAUGUUUACUGACUACGCAAGUAGUUAUGUGACCAGUUAAACUAGUUAACUACAAACAUGGCAGUACGCACUUCUGUCCACAGACGGCGUGUCUGAGUUAGUUCAGGAUGUCUGAGUUAGUUCAGGGUGUCUGAGUUAGUUCAGGGUGUCUGAGUUAGUUCAGGGUGUCUGAGUUAGUUCAGGGUGUCUGAGUUAGUUCAGGGUGUCUGAGUUAGUUCAGGGUGUCUGAGUUAGUUCAGGGUGUCUGAGUUAGUUCAGGGUGUCUGAGUUAGUUAAGGUGUCUGAGUUAGUUCAGGGUGUCUGAGUUAGUUCAGGGUGUCUGAGUUAGUUAAGGUGUCUGAGUUAGUUCAGGGUGUCUGUGUUAGUUCAGGGUGUCUGAGUUAGUUCAGGGUGUCUGAGUUAGAUUAGUGUGUCUGAGUCUGUUGACGCUGUCGGUCUGAAGCCACUCGACGUCGGUCUUGAAUGAGCCUCGUCUGUAGUUCCGUUGCUGGCCACCAGAGGACGUAGGGGGGUGGGCGAUCUUAUCGGGACUAUUUUGAAAUGUUGGACUCUGGUAUAGCUUGGUGUUCAUCUCAACACUUCUCUCCAGUUGCGGAGAUGAGACUUAAUUUAUUUAUUUAAUCCUGAAUGGUGAAUGGGAAUACGAGAAUGUCUGUCUGAGAUGCACCACGCCACCUAUCGCUAUCCUAUCGCUAAAUAUCGACAAUAAUCAGCUUUUUACAAAGAUGUAUUUUUUUAUUAAACUCUUUGUAUUCGUUUUAUAGCGAAAAUAUCGAAUCACAAUCUAAGACGUGUAGAAUAUAAAGUGUCUGAGGAUCAGAGUGUUGCUAUGCAGAAAAUCAACCAGACUUUAUUUAACUUCAGUGGAUUUCUAUCUUGAUUCGGUUUCUAUUUUUCUUCUGGUUUGUAUGAUUUGUCCUGCUGUACUUCAUAAGCCAUUCCUGUAUUGGACACAAUCUUUAAAUGUGUGUAACGGUGUGAACGUGGUUUCUAUUUCUCCAAACACAUGUUUUUACAUCAUGUUUACGUGUACUUAAGUACUUUUGUUUUCACUUAAGCAGAGUUGUACAACCCCGUCCUGAUCUCAGAAUGAUUUGAUCAGGAUCUCAGCACGAGGACGGUUAUGUUGGAGUUGGUUUUGUUGCAAAUGGCCUUUUUAAAAUGCAUUAAAUUUGCAGUACUUUAUCCAUAUAGUUCUUUAUUGUGUGUCCGUGUGUCUGUCCAUGAAGGGGAAGUC
Molecule: messenger RNA, 1964 nt
Organism: Gadus chalcogrammus (walleye pollock)
Lineage: Eukaryota; Metazoa; Chordata; Actinopteri; Gadiformes; Gadidae
Gene: fam174c
Product: family with sequence similarity 174 member C
Exons: 3
Coding region: 50-460 (136 amino acids)
Cellular component (GO): extracellular region
Source: RefSeq, a predicted model, not a curated record